AUGGGUAUCCUGAGAGAGAGAGAACUUUUGUGCUGCGGCGUUUUUGCUGCGGCGCCGUGCGGUGAAGCUGUCGUGGCGCUGCCACGUCAGCCAAGGCAAAGUGGCGUUUUCUGCGCUUCUGCUAGGGGAAACAAAACUCGGCCAAAGAACCCUAGCCACCGCGUAACCCGCGAGUCCCCUUCUGUCGCGCGAAGAGAACCCCCGACCUCUCCUUCUCCCCUCUCCCGCUGCGAGUCACCUCUCCUUCUCCCCUCUCCCGCCGAGCUCUCCCCUCUCCUGCCGUGUCCUUUCCUCGGAGCCCUUCCUCUCUUCGGCGAGCUCUCCCCUCUCCUGCCGCGAGCCCUAGCAGAACCCCCGACCUCUGCUUCUCCCCUCUCCCGCCGCGAGUCACCUCUCCUUCUCCCCUCUCCGGCCGAGCUCUCCCCUCUCCUGCCGCGUCCUCUCCUCGGAGCCCUUCCUCUCUUCGUCGAGCUCUCCCCUCUCCUGCCACGAGCCCUAGCAGAACCCCCGACCUCUCCCACUCCGGCGACAGGUCCUCUCCUCGGAGCCUUAGCAGAAGUGUCGAGCUCUCCCCUCUUUUGUCGCGUCCUCUCCUUCCUCUCUUCACGAGCAAAAUCCUUCUCCGGUUGACUUCCUGUAUCCUGCUGUGGUGGAAGAUAGAUCGAAGGGUUGUUGGCAGAGGUAGUGGAUUUGAAACUGUUGCUUGUGCUUUGCCCUGCCACCAGGUUAUUGUUAUUAGGAAGGUUGUUAUUUGGCAUAUUUUGCAGCUCUAUUUCGAAAUGAAGUGUCGCCACCUACAAUUAAGUUUCCAGAUGUUCUGCUUCCUGAUAGAGCACAUUUUGAUUUAAAUUAGACGGAUUCCUCAGCGAGCUCUGGUAGUUGUUCAACACAUGAAUGUUCUGCUAUCUGUUGGUUAUAACUUGGCCAGCUAUGAGAUUUUUAUUUAUGUAACCGCUUAGGCCUGGAUGGUUGCCUACAACCUUGUCCAGAGAUGGUUCACUUGUCAAGCAAUGAUAACUCAUUGACUCCUCUGGCUCCACCUUCAAUUUCUGGAGCUUUGUAGCAGCAUGCCUUGGAUAGUUCUUCAAACACUCUUAAAGAACAAAGAAAAACAUCAGCUCUAUAAACUGUAAUGGUAGCAACUAUUUCUAAUCCUUGUUAGAGAAUUACACAUUACUAUAUUAGUUAGAAUGUUCAAAAUCAUUCGAUGGUAUCUUUAUUUGUCAGAGUUGCUGUAUUUUGGAGGUGACAUUUAAACCACAAAACAAUUGUACACCGCAAGUG
Messenger RNA from Zingiber officinale, 1284 nucleotides. Its product is annotated as vegetative cell wall protein gp1-like. The transcript has 3 exons. Bases 1 to 630 code for a protein of 209 amino acids. The record is from RefSeq and is a predicted model, not a curated record. Lineage: Eukaryota; Viridiplantae; Streptophyta; Magnoliopsida; Zingiberales; Zingiberaceae.